GGACUAAUUAAAAAAUUGGCUUCAUACAUGCUGCUGAUACUGACGGACGAGUACAACACUUCUCAAGUUCACGCAAAGUGUCAGCAACGGCUAACAAGUAUUCCAUAUGACGGGGAGGUUUGCGGACACAGAAAAACAAGAGAACGUGCAACGUACUGGGUUGAAGGACCUCAAGGCGGCUUCAUUCCAAAGAGGGGAAGGAAAAUAAAGUACUGUCGAGACCAGAUUGGCAAUUUGCUGAAUCCGGCAAGUGACUG
Molecule: messenger RNA, 257 nt
Organism: Zychaea mexicana
Lineage: Eukaryota; Fungi; Mucoromycota; Mucoromycetes; Mucorales; Lichtheimiaceae
Exons: 2
Source: RefSeq, a predicted model, not a curated record